AUGGGGAGUAACAAAGUUUUUGCUGUCACCGUGUUUUUUAUUUGUUUUCGAGAAUGUCUCGAGACGACGGUGGUUGUAUCAGUUCUGCUGGCUUUUUUAAAGCAGUCGCUGUCCGAAAGUGAUCGCCCGACGUAUAAAAGACUGGUGAAACAAGUCUGGCUGGGAUGCGGCUUAGGACUAUUUAUUUGUCUCGCAGUCGGCGCAGGCAUGAUCGGUGGUUUCUACGGCCUCGGAACAGAUACUUUCUCCAGCACUGAGGAUAUUUGGGAGGGUGUUCUGGGAAUCAUUGCAUCGAUCAUUAUCACGAUUAUGGGUGCGGCCCUGCUGCGGGUGUCUAAACUUCAAGACAAAUGGCGUGUCAAGCUCGCCAAGGCCCUCCAAACCGAGCAUGAUCCCAAUGAGACAAAGAAGGGUCGCGUCAAGAGAUGGUUGGAGAAAUACGCUAUGUUUAUCCUGCCAUUUAUCACCGUUCUCCGGGAGGGUCUCGAGGCCGUUGUCUAUGUCGGUGGUGUUGGAUUAGGGCUUCCUGCCACUUCCUUCCCCUUGGCUGUCGUCUGCGGCCUUUUGGCCGGUAUCGCAGUGGGCUAUAUUAUCUACCGAGGUGGACGACAGACUUCGAUGCAGAUAUUCUUGAUUAUUUCCACUUGCUUCCUCUACCUCGUUGCCGCCGGUCUUUUCUCGCGUGGUGUCUGGUACUUGGAGAACAAUGCUUGGAACAAUAUUAUCGGAGGCGACGCGUCGGAGACUGGCUCCGGUGCUGGAUCCUACGACAUCCGACAGAGUGUCUGGCACGUGAACUGCUGCAACCCAGAGCUAGGAGGUGGCGGCGGUUGGGGUAUCUUCAACGCGCUUCUUGGUUGGACCAAUUCCGCCGACUAUGGCUCCGUGAUCGCGUACAACUUAUACUGGAUUUGUGUCAUGAUUGGCUACGGGCUGAUGUUCUACCGCGAGAAGCGCGGGGCUAUUCCUGUCAUUGACCCGGCUAUGAACAGAGUCGCAAGAGCCAAGGCUAGAGCCAGAGCCUUUAUCCUGUGCCGUCCCUAUAAAGAUCCGACGGCACCCGUGGAGACAACAGUACCUGUUGAUACGGCCGUCCCCGUUUCGGAGAAACGUGCAGAGACAGGCGUUUUGGCUCUUUAG
Messenger RNA from Penicillium verrucosum, 1140 nucleotides. Its product is annotated as FTR1 family protein. Lineage: Eukaryota; Fungi; Ascomycota; Eurotiomycetes; Eurotiales; Aspergillaceae. The transcript has 4 exons. Gene Ontology annotation, molecular function: ferrous iron transmembrane transporter activity. Gene Ontology annotation, biological process: iron ion transmembrane transport. The coding region runs from base 1 to 1140 and encodes 379 amino acids. The record is from RefSeq and is a predicted model, not a curated record. Gene Ontology annotation, cellular component: plasma membrane; high-affinity iron permease complex.